AACUGCUGAACUACACUGUAGCUGAGCAGCCAAAGGAGCCACGAUCCGCGCACGCGCAUUCUCCUCUUUUGACCUUCCUAAGCACCGGGUAGGUGGCGCAAGUUGCUGCCCGACUCAUCUGAUGUAGUGAUUCAGGCCAUUUUGAGACAAUUCUUGGAGUCUAGUAGUCCUUUAUAACUCGGUCGACGCACCCAACAGGGACGCCCAGCCAGCGGUGUGCUUCAGGUGACAGUGACCCACAAUAUCUCCGUGAGACUUGCUAACUGGUGAGAUCGUGAGACUUUUUACACGGACACAGCGCGCACCUCCAAGUAGGCAGUCGAAAGCUAAGCGCUUUCACCAGCGAUCGGCUUUGGUGUAGUUGGCCGAGUGACUGCCCGGGCUGAUCGUUGGCUCGGCUGAAGUUAUCAUAGCUGUUAUGUUGUGUGUGAUCUCGACGAACUUCACAGCAGCAGCAAGCUUCGCAGUCUGCUGUCGUGCCGGUGAGAAUAGCAGCGACUUCUAGAGCCCGUGCUCGUUCGUGGAACAGCGGAACCGGUGAUCCUCUUCCGUAUCGAAAUGGAGUCGGCGCCGCACCUUCCGAUGUUGUCGUGCCAGCUCAAAAGCAGUCCGACCAACACAGACUUCGGCCCAGCUUUGAAAAAGUACAUCGCUGAGCACUACCACGAAGACCCUGACUCGUACACCAACGAGCUGAAGGAUCUCGAAGCCCUUCGCUUGGCGGCCUGCAACGCUCCCAGGACCUUCACCGGGUGCAGCACGCUCAAGCGCUAUUACUCGCAGCUGCUUUGUCUCCAGACGAGAUUUCCCAUGACGGACGAAGGACCGGCCUGCGUGCCGUUCAUGUGGACGGACAUCUACUCGGGCAUGGUGUUCAACAUCAUGGACAUCAAGUACGAAGAAGCCAGCAUAAUGUACAACGUCGGAGCUCUACACUCACAGCUUGGGACCCUGCAGAACCGCGACAACUCGGAGGGUAUGAAGAUCGCCUGCACGCACUUCCAGUGUGCCGCCUGGGCCCUGCAGCAGGUCAGGGGGCUUUACCCACAACCCAAGGGUAGUGACAUGUCCCACGACCUCCUCCUCUUCUUCAGCACCGUCUUCCUUGGACAAGCACAGGAGUGCAUAUUGGAGAAGUCGACGCUGGACGGCCGCAAGUCCUCCAUCACCGCCAAGGUGGCUGCUCAGGUUGUUGAGUAUUGCAAGACAGCCCUGCUGGUCAGUGGCAGCAUGAGCUCAGAGACUGGCAGCAUCCAGGACAUUGUGGGCUCGAAGUUGCUGAAGAUGUGGCGCCGGACGCUGGACCUCAAGGUGGCUUACUAUACGAGCUUGUCGUGCUACCACAUGGGCAACCAGGCGGAAGAGACCCAGAGGAUGGGCGAGCGGCAAGCCUGGUACCAGCUGGCCGUGCACCGGCUCAGUGAAGCCAUAGCCGUUGCAAAGGGCAUAGAGGACGAGCAGCUGGACGAGACGCUGGCGUUCGCCAUGGACGUGAUUGGCGGGAAGCACCAGGCGGCCAAGAAAGAGAACGAGUUUGUGUAUCACGACAAAGUGCCACCUCUGGACACUCUCCCCGAGGUCAAGGGAGCCAACCUGGUGAAGGGAAUCGGCUUCUGCCCAACCGACCCGGAGAUCUGCGGGGCCGACAUUUUUGCACGCCUGGUGCCUCUGGAGGCACACCAGGCCUCCUCCAUUUACAGCGAGCACAAGGCCCGGCUGUCGCGGACGCUGGGUGGCCGCGUGGAGAGCAGCAAUGAGCAGUUGGAAGCUUUCCUGGCUUCCCUGGACCUUGACCGUCAGAUGCUGCUGCUGGCACCUCAGGGAGUGCCCCAGGAGGUGAUGCAGUGCUGCGCCAAGCUUUGCGUCUGCCCCACGGCCACCAGCGACCUCGUGCUCGCCAUCCAAGAGCUCAAGGAACUGUUCCACAGUGUUGAUAAGGAACUGGAGCAAGUGGGACAGCUGCUGGCCGCAGAGCACGCUCCGGCCAGCGGCCCGCUGGCUCCCCUGUCAGCAGAGUACACCAAGUACCGGGAGGCACACGAGCAGGCCGCAGAUUCACACACCAGCCUGAGCAAAAGCCUGACGGUGCACAUGAGCAACCUCAAGCUGCUUUCGGGGCCCCUGGAGGAGCUCGAGAAGGCCCUGCCGUCGGUGGCGCUGCUGGACGUGCCCAACAACGAGGCCGUGGUGCGGGAGCUGACCUACCUGAUGAACAAGGUGGAGGAGAUGAAGCAGCAGCGCCACAUGCUGCACACCCGGCUUCGGGAAGCGUUGCAGAAGGACGACGUCACUAAGCAAAUAGUGACACGGAACCCGAGCGAAGAGCUCGAGGCCCUGUUCGAGAGGGAGCUGAAGAAGCACGACCAGGACGUGGCCCUGCUCGAACAGAACUUGGCGGCUCAAGACAAAGUUUUAGAUGCCCUGACACAAGCCAAUGCCCGCUUUGCGGAGACGCGCAGGGCCGCCUCCGAGACGCUUAAGAGGCGCCAGGCCAUGUGUGCAUCGCUGGUGCAGUCAUUCGAAGCCUACGAGGAGCUGGCUACCAAGACGCGCAAGGGCCUCGACCUGUACCGCAAGCUUGAAGUCGGCAUUGGACGGCUGCUGGCCCGGCUACGGUCGACUCUCAAGCCGCAACGCCCCCUGGAGCCGACCGAAGGUGCUGGACGCGUGGGAUCAGCAAAGGAAGGGGGAUCCGUCGUGGGACCAGCCUCUGUCGCGAAAAUGGCGGCCUACCGGCCGGACAUUGUGCCACCCAGCGCGGCAGCCUUAAAAAGCAUGGGUGUGCGUCCGGCUCCAGUUGGUUCGGAGCAGACUGUUCCCUGGGCCCCCGCGGAGCCCAGUGCCUGGCCGAAGCAGUACACGCCCUCGACGGCCUACAAUAUGCCGACCUACCCGGUGUCCACCCUAACAUACUCUUUCCAAAGCAACCAGCUGCCCGGUCCCGAGCAGCAGAUGUCUACUUAUGCGUACGGUCAGAGUGUCAUGAGCCCACACCAGAACUGCCAGCAGCCCCCGCUUGGACCGACCGUGGUGCCAGCCUCCCCAGCACCGGUUUACUAUGGCCUGGGCUAUGGGCAGCACCCCGGCACGGCGAGCAUCCAGGCACCCGUGUCCUACGCGCAGAGCUCCCCGGGACAGCCUUCCUAUCAGCCGUCGUACCAGCCCUCCUACCAGUCUCCGUACCAGCAGCCGGUGUACCAGCCUUACCAGCCAUCCGGUGACAGCCUGGCUGGCGCGAUGGAGGCUAUGCACGUGACCAACCAGUCAUGGCAGUGUGACCAACAGAUGGCAUGGGCCCCUCAAGCAUGGCAGGGUAACUGGGCUCCUCCCCCCACGGAUCUGCUGGCAACGACUCCUGAGACAGGUGCCCAGGCCACACCCCUCCAGCCACAAGUGGGUCUGGAGCCGAAAGCAAGCCCCAAACCAAAGAUGGAUCCUGAGCCCAUGGGAGGUCUUCAGUCACAGCCGGUUCUUCAACCUCAGGUGAUCCCCGAAACCAAGGUUGACCUCAAGCCACAGGUUGUGCUCGAGCAUCCCGUUGAGCCACCGCCUCCGGUCGCAACGUCACCUGCCUCAGCUUCAAGCGACACCAGGCCACCCGAGCGACCCCAGACCAAGGAGGCCCUGAGCCUGGACAAACUGGCCAUUGAGGUGGAGCGUUUCGAGAAAUGCGUUGAGGGCCUCAGUAAGAAGUCGCUCAACGGCCCAACACUCUUGGAGCAGAAGUGGAAGGAGUAUGUGGACGCCCAGGACAGAGAGUCGCGGAAGCUGUCCAUCUCGGUGGCACGCUGCUACCCUAUGAAGAACCGCAUUCCAGAUGUUAUGCCUUACGACCACAACCGAGUGAUGCUGGCAUCGCAGCGGGACGAUUACAUCAAUGCCUCCCUGGUAAAGGGACUCACGACAUCCGCCGUGAGCUACAUCAUGACCCAGGCUCCAUUACCUGGUACCUGCUCUGACUUGUGGGCCAUGGUGUGGGAGCAGCAGACGGAGACAAUGGUGUGCCUCCAGAGCCCCGGCGAGCUCAAGAGCCACAGCUACUGGCCCACGGACAAGGGCCAGCAACUCCGCUACGGUGGAAUCACCGUCUGCCUCCAGUCGGUCCAGGACAGGCAGUUCUAUGUGGAGCGCAUGCUUCAGGUUGUCAACAACGACGUGAAGGGGUCACGCGGGGUCGUCCACCUGCAGUUUGCGGACUGGCCGCAGAGCGGGACACCCACCAACAUCCCUCACCUGCUGAGCUUCAUCGAGGUGGUGCACGGCUUCCACAAGGCACAACGCAACGAGGCGCGGCCCGUGGUGCUCCACUGCCUCGGUGGCGUUGGACGGAGCGGCGUCUUCUGUCUGCUGUCGGCGGCCAUGAGAGAAGUGGCGGCAGGCGGCGGCCUGCCUGACCUCUUGGGCACGGCCAUUAAGCUCGCCCAGACACGCAAGUUCUGUCUUCAGGACAAGGAGCAGCUCAAGCUGUGCCACGACGCCCUCCUCUACCACGCGCAACAGUUCCUCGCCAAGAGAGGCAUUCCAACGAGCAGAGGCAGCUUUGGGACUCCCGGCCUGGCGUGCCACCCGCCGCAAGACUUCGUACCGGCAUCGGCAGCACCCAAGAAGCCCGAAGAAGACCGUGCCGUGUGUCCCGUGACCAGUCUCCUGGACCCGGCCAGCUUCACACUCGAGCCCGUGGCACAGCAGAAGCGCAAGGUGACACGGGAAGACUUCAGGGAAGGCAGCCUGGUCAAGCCCGAACCCUUCUUAGCUCCCUGAGUUGACUGGCCACCCCUUCCGGUCGCUCGAGAAGGACCGAGACCAACCGGGGCCACAGCGCCGUUUUUUGUUGUUCCACCGGGUUAGGCGAGGAGGCCAUAAAAUUCUGCCGACUGCAUCUUUGGUCUUCUACCAACGGUGGUCGAUACCCGAUUACUAGCCGUCGCUCACCGUCCAACCAAACACUUUGCUCAGUGUCGCAAGGGGUGCGGGCGUAGAGUGGUGGCGGCCGAUUCUUAGUGUCACUCACCGACGGGACCUGCCCAAUGUCCCAGAGUAAACAACAAUCAAGUUUUAAGAUUUUAUUUCUGCAUCACAACUGUGCAAGGUCAGUUACGUCAGUUCAGUAAAGAGUGUGCAUCUGUUGGUUUUUUUUCUGGCAGCUAUAUG
Messenger RNA from Ixodes scapularis (black-legged tick), 5151 nucleotides. Its product is annotated as tyrosine-protein phosphatase non-receptor type 23. The record is from RefSeq and is a predicted model, not a curated record. Bases 559 to 4761 code for a protein of 1400 amino acids. Gene Ontology annotation, molecular function: protein tyrosine phosphatase activity; protein binding. The transcript has a single exon. Lineage: Eukaryota; Metazoa; Arthropoda; Arachnida; Ixodida; Ixodidae. Gene Ontology annotation, biological process: protein dephosphorylation; endocytic recycling; protein transport to vacuole involved in ubiquitin-dependent protein catabolic process via the multivesicular body sorting pathway. Gene Ontology annotation, cellular component: endosome.